This is a messenger RNA of Tribolium madens (black flour beetle), 1326 nucleotides long. RefSeq names its product odorant receptor Or1-like. Gene Ontology annotation, cellular component: plasma membrane. The record is from RefSeq and is a predicted model, not a curated record. The transcript is spliced from 5 exons. Lineage: Eukaryota; Metazoa; Arthropoda; Insecta; Coleoptera; Tenebrionidae. Gene Ontology annotation, biological process: sensory perception of smell; detection of chemical stimulus involved in sensory perception of smell. Bases 1 to 1155 code for a protein of 384 amino acids. Gene Ontology annotation, molecular function: olfactory receptor activity; odorant binding.
AUGGACCAUUAUGACUGGAAGUCAACCAUCAAAAUCAAUUUAUUCCUGCUCCGAUUAAUCGGACUAUGGCCCAAAGGUGAAGAGGGUUAUAAAAUGGGUCUUUACAUGCUGUAUGCAUCAUUUUUGUUGAUAACAUUCGUUUUCCCAUUAGUAUUUCUUCAAAGCAUUAACAUUUAUUUUAUUCGAACAAAUGUAGCUGCCGUUGCUGGAACUUUUUACAUAUUGUUAGUUGAAAUGCUUUUAAUUUCAAAAGUGUAUUAUUUGAUCACAAAUAUGUCAGUAUUAAAACAACUGCUAAGCAUUUUGGACACUGAAAUGUUUCAACCUAAAAACUCGGUUCAAAUACUUGAAAUAGAAUCAAAUAUACAUGUUUGGAAGCUAAUUUAUAAAACUUUCGCCUACAGUUGCUUUAGUGUUAAUAUAUUUUGGGCCGUGUAUCCACUAUUUGACGAAACAGAUCGUCGACUACCGUUUAUAGCUUGGUACCCUUACGAUACCAAAAUCACACCAUUCUAUGAAAUCACAUAUCUGCAUCAGAUACUCAGUCUCAGUUUUAUUACCACUAUACAUGUGAACGUUGACGCUUUAGCAGCGGCUCUAAAUGUGUUCAAUGGUAGUCAAUUUGAUAUUUUGGAAGAUAAUUUAAAGAAUUUACAUAAACUCGAAAAAAAUGGUAUGGUAGAUGUUAAACAAAAUUUGACCUACUGUGUUAGUCACCACAAACACAUUUUAAGUUUUGCGGACAAAUGUAACAAAUACUUGAACUGGAUUUUAUUUCUGCAAUUUUUCAUUUGUGGUAUAGCUAUCGGAAUGACGAUGUUUCAGUUAACCUUGGUGGUUUCUUUCUCAACCGAAUUUAAUGCAUAUUUAACAUAUGGAAUUGCCAUCACAAUGCAAGUUUUUAUGUAUUCUUGGUUUGGAAAUGAAGUAAAGAUGAAGAGCAGUAAAGUUUCUUACGCUUUGUUUGAAUGCGAAUGGAUCGACUUUUCCCAAAACGUUAAAAAGGAUUUAUUAUUUUUUAUAAUGAGGCUUCAAAAACCAGUCGAACUGUCCGCUUUUAAUUUGUUUUAUCUCACAUUAGAAACUUUUAUGAAGAUUAUGAAAACUGCAUGGUCCUAUUUUGCUCUUCUUCACCAAGUGAACACUUUACAGUAGUAGAAAGACGUCAAGUAAUGCAAAAAAUUAUAGUUACCUCUAGUCAAAUCUACAAUUGUUAAAUAAAUUUAACUGAUAAUGAUUGCGAACCAAAUAAUCUUUAAUUCCUUCUACUCUCCUACGAAAAUGGGAAUGGGAAUGGGUUAUCACUUAUCAUCAAUUAAUAUGCAA